Messenger RNA from Diceros bicornis minor, 1577 nucleotides. Its product is annotated as melanoma-associated antigen 11-like. NCBI's taxonomy places the organism in Eukaryota, Metazoa, Chordata, Mammalia, Perissodactyla, Rhinocerotidae. The record is from RefSeq and is a predicted model, not a curated record. Gene Ontology annotation, biological process: negative regulation of transcription by RNA polymerase II. The transcript has a single exon. Gene Ontology annotation, cellular component: nucleus.
GGUUCUUAGGGCACAGUCCGCCCAGGAGGACAGAGCCAUGCAAAGCUGAGAGCAUCCCUAAACAGGAGACCUGGAAGUCGCCUUUGUUAGAGACAACAAGGGUUUGUUCCUCAGCUGAUGCCGCUCACACUCCCUGUCUCCCUCAGGCCUGUGGGACUCCAUCGGUCACCUCCUGCCUACGCUCCUGCGGGCUGCUGGACACAUGUCACCAUGCCCCUAGUUUGGAUGAGUGAGCUCUGCAAAUGAGAGGAAGACCAUGAAGACCCAAGAGAGGCCCAGGGCCUGGUGGAUGCGCAGCUGUCUGGGGCUGAGGAGGAGGAGGCCACAUCCCACUCCUCCUUCCUCUCCUCCUCCUUCUCUAUCCUGUUCUUGGGCACCCGGGAGGAGGUGGCUGCUGCUGUGACUCCAAGUCCUCCCCAGAGCCCUCAGAGUGCCUGGCCCUCCCCCACUGCCAUGGCAGCCGCUCCAUGGAGCCAAUCCCAAGGCCAUGGCUUCAGCAGCCAAGAUGAGGAGGGACCAAGAGCCUCGGAGGACCCGGUAGACGCUGAGUCCUCACUCCAAGAUGCACUACAUUUGAAGAUAGUUGACCUGAUGGGGUUCCUGCUCCUCAAGUAUUGCACAAAGGAGCCGACCACAAAGGCAGAAAUGCUGAAUCUGGUCAUCAGAGAUUACCAGGACCACUUCCCUGUGAUCUUCAGCCAAGCCUCUGAGUGCAUGCAGCUGGUCUUUGGCAUUGAUGCGAAGGAAGUGGACCCCAGCGACCACUCCUACGUCCUGGUCACCACCCUGGGCCUCACCCAUGAUGGGAUGCUGAGUGGUGAGCAGAGCAUGCCCAAGAUUGGCCUCCUGGUGCUGCUCCUGGGCGUGAUCCUCCUGGAGGGCAACUGUGCCCCUGAGGAGGAUGUCUGGGAAACGCUGAGUGUCAUGGGGGUGUGUGCCGGCAUGGAGCACUUCAUCUACGGGGAGCCCAGGGAGCUCCUCACCGAAGUUUGGGUGCAGGAACAGUAUGUGCAGUACCGCCAGGUGCCUCACAGCGAUCCUGGACACUAGAAGUUCCUGUGGGGUCCCAGGGCCCACGCUGAAACCAGCAAGAUGAAAGUCCUGGAGUAUUUGCACAGGGUCCGUAGCAGGGAUCCCGGUUCCAUCCUCUACCUGUCUGAAGAGGCUGUGAGGGAUGAGGAAGAAGGGGCCUGAGCCAGAGAUGCACUCAGGCACAGUCCAGGCCCACGUCCAGCAGCUUCUCCUGCCGGGCAUGAAGUGAGGCUGCUUCUUCACUGUGUGUUUGAAGAGAGAGCAGUCAGCAUCCUAAGUAGUGGAGGGCCAGGACGAGGUGGGGGGACACGGUGCAUAGCGUCUUUGGGUUUCUGUUCUCUAUGAUAGAUAUGGGAGAUGGAUCUUGGUUUCCUUACCAAUUUUUCAAAUGGCUUCCCUAUAAUAGAAGGUUUAAUUAGCUUCCACAUCUAAGUUUUCAAAUGACAUUCAUUACAUAUGAAUUUGUACUUAUCCAGUCCAAGAGGAAGAGUUUUGCUAUUUUGUAAAAUAAUUGGGACACCUUCCAUUGUAGUCUGUAACCGAAC